UGAGUGGCAGGCAACGUGUACCUCAUCUCGCACUGUACCACACUCCGAGCUCCUUCAGCAGACCACCUCGUCCACGCCGCCGUCAGCAUGGAAAUCGGCCGCCUUUCGCUCCUGCUCGCAACCUGCUGGCUCACCCUGGCAUAUCUCACAGUCCCAACACAGGGGAGGAACCAGCAUCAUGCAAAGAGAUCAGCAUGCGAUUGCAGUAGCUACGUCUGCGGCACGCCCAACAGGGGCGGCCGCAUCGUAGGAGGCAACGAGACGAACCCCGGCAAGUACCCUUGGCUCGUGUCGCUCUCCUACCGCGGAAAGCUCUACUGCGGCGCCACCCUCGUCAACGACCGAUACCUCAUCACUGCAGCUCAUUGUAUCAAACGCGUGACCAAGAGCCGCGUGCAGAUCGUGCUGGGAAGCCACAACAAGAGCGACAUUCACGAGCCCUCCCGGCAGGUGCGCAAGGUGGGCGACUGGUGGGCGCACGCGGGCUUCGACAGGCGCACGUUCAACAACGACAUCGGCGUCAUCAAGCUCGACACCCCCGUUACUAUUACGAAAUACGUCCGCCCAGUUUGCCUUCCCACACAGGACCAGUCCUACGUGGGCGACUUCGGCAUUGUGCCCGGAUGGGGCCGCCUCUCGGAGAACGGCAGGUCCAGCGACGUGGUUCGUGAGGUGAGGGUCCCCAUCAUGAGCAACAGCGAGUGCAAGACCAAGAAGUACAGCCCGUCCGAGAUCACCGACAACAUGAUGUGCGCCGGCUAUGAUGCAGGGAAGAUCGACGCCUGCCAGGGUGACAGCGGCGGCCCCAUGUUGUGGGAGAGGGAAGGAAGCUCGCAGAUCCAGCUCAUCGGAGUGGUGUCUUGGGGUCAAGGCUGUGCACGUGCAGGAUACCCAGGGAUCUACACGCGCAUCCAGAACUACAGGAACUUCAUCGACGCUUACAUCAGGGAAGGCUGCUUCUGCCCCACGCAGUAGAGCGCAAGCUGCCCGAAGGCGUGGCCAGUUCUUCGAAUUAACUAUCAAGAUUCUUCAACCAAGUGUCAAUUGUGGUUGUUUGGUUCUUUUUGACCUGCUAAGGAAAUCGAGCAAAGGAGAUUCACUAAUUUAAUUACAUUUGUUUGAUUCCCUUUGUCUCGGAAUCAUUCAUCCGAUGGCCCCUCGAUAUCAUUCGUGGAUUUCCAUAUCAUUUUUGAAAUACCUCAGCCUUACCGGGGCCUUUUACAUUAGUUAAUAGAUUAUUAGAACCAGCAUUUGCUGAUUUGUGAAACAUCCACGGGCGCUUGGUAUUAGAAUCCCAUUUUCUUGUAUUUCACUAUACUAUUUAUUUAUUCUAACAUUUAACAUCAACUGAUCAUUAUUUCAAGUACAUAAACAAUUGUAUGUAGUGCACUGCAGUAGAAACAAAGCGUUUGUUCUCACACUUCCGGCGAGGUCGGGCUACCUCACCUACAGAAGAUUUCUAUUAGUUUUCAUUUAUAGGAGUAUAACAUGCUAUUGAACAGCACAUAAUAUGUACAAAACUUUCAUCUCACCCAGAAAUUAAUCACGUGUUUGCCGAACGAUGUAUGCGAAAUAUAUUAGAUUCGUGAAACUUGUACUGAUUGUAGUACAUGAGUUUGUGUCGAGUUGUGUGUGCUUCAUUGUGCAACCGGAAAAUGUGUUUUGAUGAAAUUCAUUAAGGAGUGUUUGCCUAUUUUGUCGAGUGCGCAGCAUGUCCUGGGGCCAAAAAGUAUGGCUAAUAUGGGCAUAGUUAUCUAGUCUUCUCUAUGUAAUAAAAUGACCACGUGAUAUUGA
This is a messenger RNA of Penaeus chinensis, 1794 nucleotides long. RefSeq names its product trypsin-1-like. Gene Ontology annotation, molecular function: serine-type endopeptidase activity. Gene Ontology annotation, biological process: proteolysis. Bases 88 to 975 code for a protein of 295 amino acids. NCBI's taxonomy places the organism in Eukaryota, Metazoa, Arthropoda, Malacostraca, Decapoda, Penaeidae. The record is from RefSeq and is a predicted model, not a curated record. The transcript is spliced from 7 exons.